UAUGUCUGGAUCCCUUCUUCUGUCCGUGUUCUUGCGAUUGAAAUAAAUUUGUGACUUUUUUCAAAGUUCUGUACUAGCUUUUGUUUACCUCCAGAUUUUCAUAUCAGCUCAUUUUUUUUUCAGCCCAGUCUAAGCUCAUCCUCAUCACCUACAUCAAGUACACAUAAUCCCAAACAAUGGCCAAAAGAACAUUAGGACUUGGAAAGGCUGCAAAGGCAAAGAAGCAGAAAGUUGAAGCAGUUGUAGAGGCUCCUGCCAAAUCGGAAUCACCACAACUUGACAAUGAGUUAACAAUCCAAUUAAACGAAGAAGUUGAUCCCAACGAUGAUUUCGCCCAAUUGCGAGCAUUAUACAAGACAUUCGCUUCUUCGGCCAAAGACUCAGAAUUGGUCAUCAAUGGAGUCAUUCAUGAAUGUGAUCGUAUUUUAAGAAAUGCCGAACCUAAUGAUGUGAUCCCUGAUUACUUUUAUGUCAUUUAUGGAUUAAGUUUAAAUGAAUUGGCCAAGUUCCAUACCGAAGAUAAUGACAAGUUGGAUGAAUAUUUUAAAGCUGCCUUGGAAAGAGUAGAAGAUGGAUUGGAAAAGCAUAAAGACAGUAUUGGGUUAUUGCUUGCCAAGAGUAGAAUCUUGUUGAACGAAUUGACUUUGGUUAGAGUUGCUCCUUUGACUCUUGAAUCUAAAGAAAAGAAAGGCGAUGAAAAAUUGAGUAAAAUCUUAGAUGAUGCCUUAAAAGUUUAUGAAAAGGCAGAAGAGAAAGCAGAAGAAUUGAAGCAGUACGAAUUGUUUGAUGAAGAUAACUUAGAUAUGUUGACUGCCUUGGAUGAUUUCUUAGAUAUCGUAGACAACUUCGGUAAAGAUACUCUUGAAGGGUUAGAUGAAGACCAAGAAGAGGAUGAGAUUGAUGAAGUUGAAUUACCAUUUGAACAUCCCUUAUUUGCUAUUCGUGAUGAUGAUAUGUACAACCAAUGGUGGAGAGACCAUACUCAUACAUUCCUUGAAAAUGUUGAUAAACAUUUGGAAGCAAAGCCUGACAAGAAAGAUGAACUUGCUCAUUUGAGGAGGGAAAUUUGUAGAAGAUUAGGACAAUCCUAUUUACAAGAAGCAGAAAUUCCUUCUUCCGUAUUUACUAGUUUAUCCUAUGAUGACGAUUAUAAAGACGAAGAAGAAUUACACGGGUUGACCCAAGAAGAAGCUCAAGUUGCAGCACAAGAACUUAUUGCCAGGGCAUUAAAGUAUUUGACUCAAGCUGAAGAUAAAGAAGAACCUGAAACCUGGGUUGAUAUUGCCGAAGCCAUGAUCUCAUUGGGUAACUUGUACGAUGUCGACAGUGAAGAACAAGAAUCUUUAUACAAAGAUGCUGAAGCAAUCUUAAACAAGGCUAACAAUGUCACUAACGGUAAAUAUAAGGACGUUUUAGACAAUUUAUUACAAUAAACUCCACACAUACAUUAUAUAUUAUCAUCUCUAUCAAAAUAAAACUAAACUAAACUUAACUAUAAAAAAAAGGAAGACAUCAAAUUAAAAAAAGGCACCGGUGCAAGCUCAAACAGUAACAACAUAAUAAAAUUCAAGCUGAUGCAUAAUCAGUUCCUGAAGGUCAAAUAAAAAAAAAAUGUGAUGGCAAGUGCUGGCGAGGGCCGGUGGAUCACAACCGCUGAUUGUUCGCGUAAGCAGGCGCACACAAAAUUGCCAAUCCCUACUUGUCAACACAUGGCACAAGGGUUAUCUAGCUUAGACUCUACUAGCAAUGGUACUCUCACUUUGCAACUUCAUAGCAUUCUUUUGAUGGGCGUCGUCUUUACAAAAUUGCAAACCGGUGCACAAAUGAUCUUCCAAUAACCGGUGUUUAGCACAAAAUUUACCUUGACAAUGACUACAAGUCCCAACCAUUCUCAAAGGAGCAUUGGAACAUGACUUGAAUGAACAUUUAUUCUUCUUUUUUGUCUUUUUGAUUGUUGGUGAAGUUGUUAUCUUUUCGGUUUGUGAGCUCAGGGGAGAUAACACUGGUGGGGUAUCGCUCACAUUACUCAUAAGAAUAACAGUGACAUCAUUGGUUGUUAUCCCAAAUGCCAGUAAUGGUUGGUAAUGUGGUUGUAAUUUUUCUCCGUUGUAAAUAAGUUUAAAAUCUGGUGGUAAGGUGGAUGUUACGGGACAUCCGACUUUGGCUGAAUUCUUGAGGUCUUCCACAGUGGCAUUAUCGGGUAUAGUAAUGGUAUACGAUAUUUCUGUAGAUAAUCUGAUAGUGACCUUCAUCGUGCGUGAUAAUCUAUAAGUUGGAAUAGUAAUAUUAAGUUAAAACAAGAAAUAGUU
Molecule: messenger RNA, 2309 nt
Organism: Spathaspora passalidarum NRRL Y-27907
Lineage: Eukaryota; Fungi; Ascomycota; Pichiomycetes; Serinales; Debaryomycetaceae
Exons: 1
Coding region: 804-1433 (209 amino acids)
Biological process (GO): positive regulation of cellular response to hypoxia; positive regulation of SREBP signaling pathway; translational termination
Cellular component (GO): nucleus
Molecular function (GO): protein binding
Source: RefSeq, a predicted model, not a curated record